Blepharisma stoltei is the source of this 1106-nucleotide messenger RNA. Lineage: Eukaryota; Ciliophora; Heterotrichea; Heterotrichida; Blepharismidae. The record is from the annotation of a GenBank genome assembly.
AUGUACGUCCGCAAUUCCCCAUUCGAAGAUUAUGGAUUUAAGCCAGAAGUUGACGACGAUAGUGAUCCUCCUCUCCUGGAAGACUUAGGAAUAAACCCUGAACACAUAAAACAAAAAACUUUCAGCGUCCUCACUUUUACAUCAGUAGAUGAGCGACUUUUAAGCGACCCAGACAUGGCUGGCCCGCUCCUCUUUGUCGUGAUUUUCGGCGCUCUCUUACUUUUUGAAGGAUAAGGAUUAUUAAAGUCAGACGCUAGCCAUAUUGGUGACGCAGUCAUCAAAGACCUCCCGUACCGUACCGGAGGUUCUACCGCUUUUCGACUCCUGUCCAGAUGUGUCUAUCCCUCUUACAAGUGUCAUUCCGGUACCCUUCUGUCUCCUCCUUGCCUUGAUGCUUCAGUCUUGAGUGGCAGCUUAUGGAUUUCGGCGGGCCUACUACGGAAAAUUGGAGUAGAUUGAUUCCAAGGCCUUUCUUCGAGAGCUACAGCAAAAAGGCUAUUCCUUGUGACUUGGACACAAAUACCCAGUUUCUCGGUAGAGGAAUGCUCAUGGGUCCUCGGAUCCAAAGGACGUUGCUGAGCACCUUUAUUUCCAACCACAGGAAAGCAGCCAAAACCUACCCAGAUACACGCUACUUGAACCUGCACUUGAUUCUCAGCCCGCAGCCCGUCCCAGUUCGCCUUAACCAUAAGGUCUGGACUGCUGCGCCAAGAGGGCAGGCUAAUACAUGUCACCAUUUUUAAUGUAUCUUACUUUUUGCAGGAAAAGUCCACUUCGGCUAUAUUUAUGGCUUUGGCCUAUUAGGAUCAUUUGGAAUAUACGCAGUCAUUAAUUUAAUGUCUCAAGAAAGGGAGAUCGAUCUAUACAGAACCGUUAGCAUUCUCGGCUAUUCUUUACUGCCUAUUGUGCUACUAGCAGGAAUCGGAGUAUUUUUCAAGCUUAAUGGGCCACUUGGGACUGUGCUUGCAAUAAUUUGUGUAGGGUGGAGCACUUUUACAGCUGCAAAGUUCUUUGAAAAUUUACUUGAAAUGAAGGAUCAGAAGUAUCUGAUUAUGUACCCAGUUUGUCUUAUGUAUGCUUGCUUUACACUUUUGACAGUGUUUUAA